Molecule: messenger RNA, 1506 nt
Organism: Miscanthus lutarioriparius
Lineage: Eukaryota; Viridiplantae; Streptophyta; Magnoliopsida; Poales; Poaceae
Source: the annotation of a GenBank genome assembly
AUGGCUCAGGCUGUCGGCAGCGCCGAUGCCACCACUGAGGCGCCACUCCUGCUCUCGUCGACGCUGGGGACGCCGCCGCCGCUGCUAGCAGGUGCACGUGCACCCCGCCGGAACAGGUUCGCCUUCGUCUGCGCCACGCUCGCCUCCGUCACCACCAUGCUACAUGGCUACAACCUGACGCUCAUGAGCGGCGCGGAGCUGUUCAUGCGGGAGGACGUGGGGCUAACCGACGCCGAGGUCGAGGUGCUGGCGGGGUCCAUGAACGUCUUCAUGCUCGCGUCCAUCCUCGCCGCCGGCUGGGUGGCCGACCACCUGGGCCGCCGCCGCACCCUCGUGCUCGCCAACGCCUUCUUCAUGGCCGGCGCGCUCGCCAUGUCGCUGGGCACCAGCUUCGCCGCGCUCAUGGCGGCGCGCUUCGUCACCAGCGUCGGCUCCGGGUUCGCCCGCGUCGUCGCCCCCGUGUACAACGCCGAGAUAUCGCCGCCGUCCACGCGUGGCGUCCUCUCAUCUAUGCUUGACAUGUUCAUCAACGUCGGCAUCCUGCUCAGCUACGUGUCCAACUACGCGUUCUCCGGCCUGCCGGUGCACCUCGGGUGGCGCGUCAUGUACGGGAUCGGCGUCAUCCCGCCCGUGUUCAUCGCCGCCGGGGUGCUCUUCAUGCCGGAGUCACCGUGGUGGCUCGCGAUGCAGGGCCGACACGGCGACGCGCGCGCGGUGCUCAUGCGCACGUCGGAUACCCCGGCCGACGCCGACCUCCAGCUCCGGGAGAUCAAGCGAGCCGUCGCUGACGCUGAGCCACCACCCGCUGCCGCACGCCACAGCGGCGGUGCUGGUGUCUGGAAGCAGCUCCUCGUCCGGCGGCCAUCGACAAGCGUGCGGCGGAUCCUCACGUGCGUUCUCGGGCUGCAUUUCUUCGUGCAGGCGUCCGGCGUCGACGCCAUCCUCCUCUACAGCCCGCUGGUUUUCAAGGCGGUCGGCAUGGCGUCCAACUCCGCCAUCCUCGGUGCCACCGUGGCCAUUGGAGCGGUGAAGACGUGCUUCAUCCUCGUGGGCAUGCUCUUCACCGACCGCCUCGGCCGGCGCCCGCUCCUCCUCGCCAGCACCGCGGGAGUCGCCACGACGGCCACCGCCCUCGGCGUGACGCUGUACAUAGGCACGAGCACGACGUCGUCAUCACCGGCGACGGCCGCGGCGUGCCUGGCGUCGGUGCUGGCCGUCGUGGCCACGUACUCGAUCGGGUACGGGUCGGUGGUGUCGGCGUACAGCGCGGAGGUCUUGCCGCUGCGGCUCCGCGCACAGGGCUCGAGCCUGGCCAUGGCGGUGAACAGGCUCACGUGCGGGGUGGUGAGCAUGACGUUCAUCUCGCUCGCCGACGGGAUCACCAUGCCUGGGUGCUUCUUCCUCUACGCUGCGGUGACUGCGGCUGCGUUUGUGUUUGUGUACGUGCGGCUGCCGGAGACCAAGGGCCGGAGCCUAGAGGACAUGGAAGUGCUCUUCCACAAUUGA